AUGAUUGGGAAAAUGGAGGCCCCCAAAUUUACCGGCCUUAUAGGGGGAAAUAACCACAAUGAUAACAACUACUAUGAUUUGACGCAAGGGUUUUACCAUAAACUGGGCGAGGGUACGAACAUGUCCAUUGACAGUUUACAAACAAGCAAUGCUGGUGGUUCUGUGUCAAUGUCAGUGGAUAACAGCAGUGUGGGUUCCAAUGAUUCACUAACCCACAUUUUAAGUCAUCCUGGCUUAAAACCUGUGAGCCACAACUACAGUGGAACAGUUGGCCAUAGUUUGAUUCGUCCAGGAAGGGUUGGCCAUGCACUGAAUGAUGAUGCUUUAGCUCAGGCGCUCAUGGAUCCUAGAUAUCCGACUGAAGGAUUGGCCAAUUACGAUGAAUGGACUAUUGAUCUGAGAAAACUCAACAUGGGUAUGGCAUUUGCUCAAGGUGCUUUUGGUAAGCUAUAUAGAGGGACAUAUAAUGGGGAAGAUGUUGCAAUCAAGAUAUUGGAGAGGCCAGAGAAUAGCCCAGAGAAGGCACAAGUGAUGGAACAGCAGUUUCAGCAAGAAGUCAUGAUGCUUGCAACCUUAAAGCAUCCCAACAUUGUCCGUUUUAUUGGCGGAUGCCGUAAGCCGAUGGUUUGGUGUAUUGUCACGGAGUAUGCCAAGGGUGGUUCGGUACGCCAGUUUCUGACUAGGAGGCAGAAUAGGGCAGUGCCACUGAAGUUGGCAGUUAAGCAGGCCUUGGAUGUUGCUAGGGGGAUGGCCUACGUGCACCAUCUUGGCUUCAUACAUCGUGAUCUUAAGUCAGAUAAUCUUCUCAUUGCAGCUGAUAGGUCUAUAAAAAUUGCUGAUUUUGGCGUUGCGAGGAUUGAGGUGCAGACUGAGGGGAUGACUCCAGAAACUGGAACAUACCGUUGGAUGGCACCGGAGAUGAUCCAGCAUCGUCCGUACACACAAAAGGUGGAUGUGUACAGCUUCGGCAUUGUGCUCUGGGAGCUGAUAACUGGAAUGCUUCCAUUCCAGAACAUGACAGCAGUGCAAGCAGCAUUUGCUGUGGUGAACAAAGGAGUGAGGCCUGUCAUACCAAACGACUGUCUGCCUGUGCUGAGUGAGAUCAUGACCCACUGCUGGGAUACAAACCCUGAGGUUCGUCCUCCAUUUGCCGACAUUGUCAGGAUGCUUGAAGAUGCAGAAACCGAGAUCAUGACCACAGUCCGCAAGGCGCGCUUCAGAUGUUGCAUGACCCAGCCCAUGACAAUUGACUGA
Molecule: messenger RNA, 1254 nt
Organism: Linum trigynum
Lineage: Eukaryota; Viridiplantae; Streptophyta; Magnoliopsida; Malpighiales; Linaceae
Source: the annotation of a GenBank genome assembly